UUGUUAUUAUUAUAAUAUUACUGUGAAGUGUUAUCUGUUAAAAGUAUAAAAAAAAAGAAUAGUGUUUCGGAUAAUAAUAUAAUACAUAGGAAGAUAAGCGAUAAACCAAUAGGCAAUAAGUAAUUACUAUAGGUGCAUACUAUUUUCGUCUCACUUUCGUCAGUCUGUGUUUGUCACUGUUGGGAAUUACUGUUGUGGUUUACGACUUACGAGCGACGAGUAUAUUUAGUUUAAAUUAAAAUACUACGCAUUGUGUACGUAAGAAAAUUUUUGUCGACCAUAAUUUUUUCUGUUGCUUUCCGCCAGAAUUUAGUGACCAACAACCGUCCAAAAUGAAAACAGACAAAAUUAAAAUUGAAUCUUCGGAAGAUUUAAAAAUUCCUUAUGUCCGUUUGGAGCGUUGCAGCUUAGAAGAAAUUAAUGGCUACAAAUUGAAACCAGAAAGAAAUGCUUAUUAUUUGAUCGAGCCUGGAUCGGAGGAAAUGAAUGAAGAAGAAGGUGAUAAUAAUAUGCUAUCACUGAACUUUAUGACUGUAUUAGAUGAUUAUGAAAAAGUGUACCGUUCCUAUGUCUUGCUUGAACGAUUAUCUCCACAUGAUAUCCAAAAUUUAUUGAAUAAAAAGAAUUAACUACAUAUUCAUCCAAUGGAACUUAAAAAUGAUGAUAAAUUUUUGUAUGGUAUGAAUUUUAGUUCUGAACAAAAUUCAAAUGAAGAACAAUUAUAUUCACAUAAACAGUAUAUCUUUUUUUGACGUAUCAGUUAAUUAUGUGUCUUUAUUUGAAGGAUAAAUUAAAUUUUUUUUUUAUACAUCAUUUAUUUCUUAAAAGAUUUAAUAUUAUUUUGUAAUGUGAGUUUUUUUCUCAUUUUAUUUUGUGAUCAUAAAUUGUUACUAGAGUAUUACAUUGAAAAUUAAUUCUGUUAUUAUUAUUUUUUUGUGAAUGUAAUAUUUAUUUGCUAUAUUAUAUGCCAGUUAAAAUUAUUAGCUAUAAUAUAAUGUGUAUGUGUAUUUUAACAUCAAUAGACAACGAUUUGAAGCCUUAUUAUGGUCAAUAGUUUUUAAUU
Messenger RNA from Rhopalosiphum maidis (corn leaf aphid), 1063 nucleotides. RefSeq lists its product as uncharacterized. NCBI's taxonomy places the organism in Eukaryota, Metazoa, Arthropoda, Insecta, Hemiptera, Aphididae. Bases 333 to 629 code for a protein of 98 amino acids. The record is from RefSeq and is a predicted model, not a curated record. The transcript has 5 exons.